CGGCCGCCUCGGUGUGAGUCAGUACGCCGGCGACGCUCGAGCCACAUGCGCGUGGAGUAGAGCUCGCUCCAAGCUUACCAACUACCUGUCUACUUAACUGUGAUACUUAAAAACGGAUUUUAUAUUUUCCUAGUUCAUAUUCUAGUAUAUAAAUACAUAAAUAAAUAAUUUCAUAUUCAUUUUCACGAAGCCGCUUAACAAAACGGUAACUAGUGAUCAGUGAACCGGUCGAACUCUGCGCAAAUCCUUCUGUAUAUUAUGCAAUCUGUUUUGAAAACCAAUGCUUACUGUAUUGGGAAUUUCAUGAGUAUCGAAGCGACACGCGAUAUACAUUUUACCAUCUACUUGGGAUAACAUAGUAUAGAGGACGCAUAUACAUUACCAGUUAUAACGAUAGACUGUAGAGACUGUCAGUGUUUUGGUGACGAAAUUAGUACAUCACAUUCUGAUAAUUGUCAAUUUUAAGUGCACAUUAAAUAAUUAAACGAAAAUGGAAUCGAAAGUGAGCCUCAAGCAGAAGAACCCCUACGAAGAAUCCAAUUUUCUCGCAAAAAUAUUUUUGACAUUCAGUUUCAGCCUAUUCCGUCGUGGAUACAAACAAGGCCUUACUGUUAAUGACCUAUGGCGGGCCUUGGACGCAGACCAGUCUGGUCGACUAGGCGACCGGCUCGAGGAAGCGUGGGAGAAAGAACUCGAUACCGCCAAAAGAAAAGGAGUUAAACCUUCCUUAUCACGAGCUAUUGUAAGCUCAUUUUGGGUAGAAUACAUGCUAUGUGGACUUUUGGUUGGAUUAUUAUUUAUCUUUUUAUGGCCUUUAAUCCCCUUUACCUUAGCAUUAUUUAUUAACUACUUUUCUGAAGAUAAAACUCCAGAAGCAUAUAGAAACGCUCAUAUUUACAAUUUCCUGUUGAACUUUUUGAGUAUAGUGACGGCUUUGAUAUUGAACCACGCACAAAUAAGUCAAGGACGUGUGGGAAUGAGAGUCAGAAUUGCUAGCUGCUCAUUGAUAUACAGAAAAAUCUUGAAACUUGACCGCACAGGUUUAAAUAAAACUGAGCCGGGACAGGUCAUCAACCUCAUGUCUAAUGAUGUGAAUCGGUUUGAUCUCGUCGCUCUGUUUUUGAACUACCUUUGGGUGAUGCCUAUCGUGGUGCCGGUGGUCUCAUAUCUGGUGUGGCAACACAUUAGGUGGGCCGUCUUCGCCGCUCUACUCGUAAUCUUCGUGCAAACUGUACUCGUACAAGCAUAUUUAAGUAACCGUCAAGGAGUACUGCGUGGAAAGAUCGCCAAACGUACAGAUGAAAGAGUCAAAGUUAUGAGUGAAUUGGUAAACGGUGUUCAAGUAAUCAAAAUGUACGCUUGGGAAACGCCUUUUGAGAAACUCGUCGAUAGAUUACGCAAAUUGGAGGUCGGCUUCAUUAUGAGUACUUCGAUGAUCAAGGGCUUCUCCACCGCUCUGAGUGUGUUCACGGAGAGAUUCAUCUUGUUCUCCGCUAUCGUCGCAUUUGUCCUCAUUGGUGGUGACAUCAGAGCCGAAAUCGCUUUCUCGAUGGUCCAAUAUUUCAAUCUACUGCAACUCGCGUGCAACAUAUUCUUCCCAAUGGCGCUAGCUUUCUUGGCUGAAACUAAAGUCUCUAUUAGACGACUUGAGGAGUUCUUGCUAUUAGACGAACUGCAGUCUCUUAAGGAUAGCAAAAAGGAAGCAAAUAUAUAUGGAUCUAAGGCAAUCAAUGUGAAUGGCACUGACAAUGAAAAACCAAGGCAUACCGGCGUAGUUUUGACAGGCUUAAGUGCAAGCUGGGACGCUGACGCAAUUGUAAAUACAUUGAGGGAUAUCAAUCUCACCGCAUUCCCAGGAGAAUUCGUUGGAAUAGCUGGAUUAGUCGGAUCUGGCAAGUCGUCUCUACUGCAAGUGAUCCUGGGGGAAUUAUCACCGUCACAGGGAUCCCUAUCCCUGGGUGGUGGCCGUAUCUCUUACGCGAGCCAGGAGCCUUGGCUGUUCGUGGCCUCCGUUCGGCAAAACAUCCUGUUUGGUCUUCCUUACGACCGAGUUCGGUACAAGAAGGUUGUUACCGCAUGCGCUUUGGUGCGCGACUUCGAACAGUUACCGGCUGGUGACUCUACACUUGUUGGUGAGCGCGGUAUCAGUCUCAGUGGCGGACAGCGGGCUCGAAUUGGGCUGGCCAGAGCUUGCUAUAGACAGGCUGACAUCUACCUGCUGGACGACCCGCUGUCAGCGGUCGACACGCACGUCGGCAAGCACUUGGUCACAGAAUGCGUCAACGGCUUGCUCAAGAACUCCACCCGCAUACUUGUCACACAUCAACUGCACCACCUCAAGACAGCUGAUAAAGUCAUCAUCUUACAUAAUGGUGAAAUAGAAACUCAAGGGAGCUUCGACGAUGUGUCAAGGUCACCACUAUUUGCGGAACUUCUUCAAGAAGAAGAACAGCCAGAAGCCCCGAAAGCGACGUUCCUCCGACAAAGGACUUUAUCUAUUCAGUCACAUACAAGUACCACGAGCACUGUAAAAGAUGGAGUUGUACAGGAAGAUCAAGAGGAGCAGUCCGAGAUAACAGGAACAGGUCGAGUACCGGCUUCGGUUUACAGCAAAUACUUCCGCGCUGGCGCCGGCUGGGGCCUACUCCUGUCAACUAUAAUCUCCGUGCUUUUGGCGCAGGUCGUCACAUCUAUCAGCGAUUUGUGGCUUACUCAUUGGAUGAACGAUGUAGAAAAGAAACAUGAAAUUAAUGAAAUGGAAAGCUUAAGACUUAACAGCUUAGCAAAUGGCAAUUUCUCAAAUGAUGGCAAUGAAACUACUACAAUGGCAUCGACUAUUAUAACGAACAUCACGACACCGACUUCCACAAUUGCACCCAACCUCACUGUUAUCGGUACCAUGAUGAAGACCGCGUUUGCCAUGCAAAACAUAACAACGGGUUACGAGGAAUACAACCACGAGUUUUAUAUUUACAUCUGGGGCAUUGCUAUUUUGGGUUGCAUUAUUCUUACAACUGGCAGAUCGAUAUUGUUCCUUUGGGUAUGCAUGCGCAGCUCCAUAAAGUUACACAACCAGAUGUUCAGCAACAUUCUGGCAGCGACCAUGCGUUUCUUUGACACCAACCCCUCGGGACGAAUCCUGAACAGGUUCUCCAAAGACAUGGGUGUCGUCGACGAGAUCUUACCGAGGAUGUAUUUGGACAGCAUACAAAUUUUCAUGGUGAUGUUAGGUAUUCUGGUGAUGGUAGCGAUAGUCAACCCUUACAUGCUACUUACGACAGGGGUGUGCGCUAUCCUUAUGUACAUCUGGACUAUUGUUUUCCUCAGCACUGCUCAAGCAAUCAAAAGGGUGGAAGGUGUGACUCGCAGUCCUGUGUUCUCUCACGUGUCGGCAACCAUGGCCGGCUUGAGCACAGUACGAGCUUGUGGCGCGGAGAAAAUGUUGCGCGAUCAGUUUGACGACAAACAAGACGUACAUACCGCAGCUUGGUACUUAACUCUUCUCACAAACACAGCAUUCUCCAUUUGGUUGAGUCUUAUUUGUGCCAGCUAUGUUGUGAUCGUGGCCUACACUUUCUUACUUUUAGAUGAUGGUACAACAAAAGCUGGUAACGUUGGGCUAGCUAUCAGUCAGGGUUUGAUUCUGGUGAAUAUGGUGCAGUACGGUGUGAAACAAGUUACGGAGGUUAUAUCUCAGAUGACAAGUGUGGAGCGUGUGGUACAGUUUACGUCACUGCCGCGAGAAGACAACUCCGGGCCGCCGCCACCGGCUGGCUGGCCUAAACGAGCGCGUCUUGUUUUCAAGGACCUUACUCUGCGCUAUGACAAAGAUGCUGAUCCCGUCCUCAAAAAACUCAACAUUGUCAUCGAAAGCGGAUGGAAAGUUGGAGUAGUCGGUCGCACUGGAGCUGGUAAAUCUUCAUUGAUAUCGGCUUUAUUCCGACUGGCACCCAUUGAGGGUAACGUCUUCAUCGAUGACGUCGAUUCAAAGGACAUUGCGCUCAAGGAGCUGAGGGCUAAAAUCUCUAUCAUUCCCCAAGAACCAGUGCUGUUUUCAGCCAGUUUGCGAUAUAACAUGGAUCCAUUUGACAAAUACACUGAUGCUGAAAUUUGGCAAGCAUUGGAACAGGUGGAGUUGAAACGCAGCGUCACGUCUUUGUCGUCGGCGGUACAAUCUGGAGGAUCGAACUUUAGUGCGGGCCAGCGGCAAUUGCUGUGCUUGGCACGAGCUGCUCUCGGCCGUAACAAGUUGCUGGUUCUCGACGAAGCUACAGCUAACGUUGACCCGAACACGGAUGCUUUAAUUCAAAAAUCAAUUCGCACACAUUUCGCGGAUUGCACUGUGUUAACGGUGGCCCAUCGUUUGCACACUGUUGCCGACUCGGACCGCGUUGUUGUGAUGGAGGCGGGUGAAAUAGUGGAGGCUGGGCACCCACACGAGCUACUGCAACAGCCUGAUGGGCACUUCACGCGCAUGGUGCAGCAGCUGGGACCAGCAGCUGAGCAGAGUUUGCGCGACCUCGCGGAAUCCGCGCACGCACAACACAUAAAAUACGUUGACGCUGAUGAAAACAACCAGUCCUAAAACUUUUUACAGAGACUACUUAAUUCAUGUGCGGUCUAAACUUAACGGCCUGUGAAAUACGCUAAGGCACAUUGUGCAGAACACUGACAUCUUCUAUAAUACACUGGACUGGUGUUCGCGGUUCGCCUCCAAUUUCUAGAGCCUGAUAGCAGUCAAUGAGCAGUAGUGAGCGUCCUCAUAAAUAACUGUAAUAAUUAUUCUAAAGGAUAGCUCUUACUUUCAAGGUUAGCCAGUCCAGAGUACCUGCCUAUUAUAAUAGGGGUCAGUGGUUAACCUCGCCUCUUACUUUUUUUGUAAAUAUAUUUACUUACCUUGUUAACAAAAUUGUUGAUGAAAUUCCGUACUUACUUAUAAGUACUUAUGUAACAUUUUAUGUAAUUUCUCCUUCAUUGUUUGUAGGUGUUUAAGCGUUAAAACUUUGUGAUUAGGUGUGCCUGACAAGGGUGUGGCCUAUAAAAAAUACGUACCAAAAAUAA
This is a messenger RNA of Trichoplusia ni (cabbage looper), 5061 nucleotides long. Its product is annotated as probable multidrug resistance-associated protein lethal(2)03659. Lineage: Eukaryota; Metazoa; Arthropoda; Insecta; Lepidoptera; Noctuidae. Gene Ontology annotation, biological process: transmembrane transport. Gene Ontology annotation, cellular component: membrane. The transcript is spliced from 23 exons. Gene Ontology annotation, molecular function: ATP hydrolysis activity; ATP binding; ABC-type transporter activity. The record is from RefSeq and is a predicted model, not a curated record. Bases 491 to 4585 code for a protein of 1364 amino acids.